Messenger RNA from Podospora anserina S mat+, 2655 nucleotides. RefSeq lists its product as uncharacterized. The coding region runs from base 1 to 2655 and encodes 884 amino acids. NCBI's taxonomy places the organism in Eukaryota, Fungi, Ascomycota, Sordariomycetes, Sordariales, Podosporaceae. The transcript is spliced from 2 exons. The record is from RefSeq and is a predicted model, not a curated record.
AUGUUUGCACACAGUAAGCCCAGGGAACGGGGCUCUCCCCGGAAAGUGACGCCGCCGUCACCUUCGUACAUGUCGAACGAGCAAUUCGCCGCGUACCUGGCAGACCUGCGCAACAACCGCAUCAACCGGCCCGGCGGUGCUCGUCCUCUUCCCACCUCCCCCACAAAGCAACGAGAUGUAGCCGGGCUACCCCCUAGUCGCCCGUCCGUGGGAGCCAUGCCAGCUUCCGAAACAUCGUCACUUCGCCACCAUCAUCACAACGACAGCCAGCAGCAAGGGCCCCACUCAGAAGUCAGCGGGAUAGGGCCCUCCGCAAGUCUGCCGUCCAUGUCCGCCAGUAUAUCAUCAAGAUUUUCAGCGGGAACCCGGGGGAGAGACUAUUACCCGAACCGCCCGGUCCAGCCGUUGAAGCCGUCAGACGUCGUACCAAGUGCAACCUAUAUCGAACGGGGUCAGAGAUGGAUGGAAAAGGAGGAGGCGUUUUCGCUGCGGCAGGCUAUGGAGGAUAUGACAGUCAAAGAUGAGGAAGUAAAGGAAGAUGGUGCGCCGGUUGCCGAGGAUGAGGAUGAAAAGCGGCUUUACAACGCUGCUCUCGACGAGGCUGCCGAGCUGGUAUGGCAGCACCAGAAUCCUGGCAAAGUGCCUCAGCCGGGCACCCCUUAUCGAUACAAAUCCCACCUUCGCAAGGACAGCUAUGCGCACGCACGUACGGCGAGCGUGGGCAUGUAUGGCAAUGAUGUUGCUCCAACUGGACUGGCGAGAAAUUCUACUUCUGCGUCAGUUUCCGGCAGCUCGAGCGAAGGUGAAGAUGGGCCUGCGUCUAUCAGAAGUCGUUCGUCUUUCACCUCGGCUCAUCCGGUCGACAGUGGGCGAGGAAGUCUCGAUUCGUUGCGGGGGGGUUCAGCUGAGGCUCAGAAUGCAAAGACGUACAACGGAGUCGCGGCUCCCGCAGGGCCUCGGCCAGCGGGGCGCCGUCGAAGCAGCCUCAAGAGAAACAUCAGUGGCGAAGUCCAAAAGCCCUUUUCUGGUGAUCAGAUCUGGGAAGAACCCGACAGCCAGGAAGCUGAGCGUGCUGAAGAUCCGUUCCCACAAGAUGGGAAAGCUCAGGCCCUGCAGUCAAAGCCAAAGAACCCGUUAAACCGUGUGCAGUUUGCUCCCGAGGCACAAUCGGUUGCGGUCACGUCUCCGCCGUCCCCCCAAAAGCGCAUCAAUAGAUUUGAGAUUCAUCGCAACCCCCCAACCCAAUCGAGGAAUCCUGCUUAUACCACAAACUCGCGCCCACAAGCUCCUGUGGUGCGUGAGGACGUGCCUCGAAAGCACGGUAUCGAGGUUCGGAGCGACGAGAUUCGGCAGGCCACCACUAUGAAGCUCAAAGACCGUAGUCCAGCGCUACCCACGCCAUCUGCCGUCAGUGACGUUCCGGGGCGACCAAUCGUAAGCUUUGAUAAGAAUUGGAAGCCCCAUGAGGAGGCUACUGACGAUAAGUCAGACUCGACGAGGUCCGGACGAGGCAUCGAAGCCCAGCAUCCCGUGUGCCUCGUCCCCGGCCGGAUCCUCUCCAAGCAGUCCAAAGAAGCCCAGCAGCAAGCGCCGCCGAUCCCUUCUAUUUCUGUUUCGGAUGAUUCUCCGACCCCAUCGCCGCCUACGCGCCGCUCGCCGUUCCGCCGCCCACAACCAGCGCCGCCCACUAUUCAAGUAGAUGGGCCUGCUGUUCCCUCGAUUUUGGUGUCGGACACCUCCUCGCCCGCUGCCCCGCCAGUUCCGUCCAUCGUAAUCGCGCCUGACGAUGCCGAUGACGGUCCGAGUAUCCCCGUGAUCGUGACCCCGGACGACAGCGCGAGUACGAAUAAUAGUGGCGGCUCGCGGCGGCCACUCCCCACUCCUCAACCAGGAGCGCCUCGUGUCAGGCAGGCUGCAGCCCGUCCUAGAGGACACUGGACUCCUGACCCUAGGCCCGUGGGCAGCAGGGCGACGGCUCGCUGCCACGAGUGCGGCCACUUCAUCGAGGGCCGCUUCGUCUCACUGGCAGGUAGCUCAGAGCGAUUCCACCCGCAGUGCUUCACCUGCUUUUCCUGCGGGACCUCCCUCGAGGCACUGGAGAUUUCUCCCGAGCCAGAUCACUAUCGUGCCCAGCGCCUCGAGCGCAUCUCUCGCCGCGCUGCUGGCGAGAUACUCCCCGAAAAGCCGGGCGAGACGGAAGCAGAGGACGGCGACGAACGCUUGCGCUUCUUCUGCCACCUCGACUGGCACGAACUGUUUGCACCAAGGUGCAAGCACUGCAAAACGCCCAUCAUGGGUGAACAUGUUGUGGCGCUGGGCUCACACUGGCAUUUUGGUCACUUUUUCUGCGCCGAGUGCGGUGAUCCGUUUGAAAAGGGCAUGACGCACAUCGAAAAGGACGGCUAUGCGUGGUGUGUCUCUUGCCAGACGAAGCGCACAGAGCGGAGGGCGCCCAAGUGCCGCGCCUGCAGGAAGGCUGUCAUCGGACAAUACAUUCGGGCGCUGGGCGGCGAGUGGCAUGACGAGUGCUUCCGCUGCGCUUCCUGCCACGGCGGGUUUGACGACGGCCAGAUUUUCCCCCAGGAGGGGCGUGGAGCGCCGGGCGAGACGGUUGUUCUGUGUACCAGGUGCAUGGAGGCUGAGCUCAAGGCUUGA